Phaeodactylum tricornutum CCAP 1055/1 is the source of this 1205-nucleotide messenger RNA. RefSeq lists its product with no specific name. The record is from RefSeq and is a predicted model, not a curated record. Gene Ontology annotation, molecular function: peptidyl-prolyl cis-trans isomerase activity. The transcript has a single exon. Lineage: Eukaryota; Bacillariophyta; Bacillariophyceae; Surirellales; Neidiaceae. Gene Ontology annotation, biological process: protein peptidyl-prolyl isomerization. The coding region runs from base 36 to 1205 and encodes 389 amino acids.
GAAAAAGUCGAAGCUCAUCCCGAAAGGAAACGAAGAUGGUAGCCAAACACAAGAGGAUCAUACAAAGUCCGACGCAUCACGUUAAUGGUGCAGAAAUAGUCCUACCGCAACAUGGAUAUGCUCCGGGAAAGUCUCCGCUGAAUAUGAAAUCCGACAGCAGUGGAAGCAGCGAAGACACGGUUUCGACUAGGGAGACCUUUUGGAUAGGGGCACUCCAUGACAGCGAGGAAAUGCAACUACCAACCUGGUCGGGGAAUCCACAAAGUCCUUUAGAUGGAGGGCACUCAUCAAGGAAUACACUAUUAUUCACAGCUCACAAGCGAAAUUUCUCGGCGCCUUUGUUCCUUAUUGCCUUCGUUCUCGUGGGAUUGGCUGCGAUGGUUACUUCAAGAAUUACAGUGAACGAUGCUUCCGAGCAAGUAUCACUAUUGACCACCAAUAGAGCGAAAAUGAACUUGCAACUUCAAAAAUCACAAAAGGACAUGCUCAGUCUGAAACGUAAAAUCUCGGCAAUGGAUGCCAUGAUUCAACAGCAGCAGGGCAUGGACACUAACGCUUCCAGUUCAGGCGCUAUUCAACAGCGUGCCUUAGAAGAAGUGAACAGUCUGCAAGAAAGCCUAACGUUUUUAGGGAAACAUUCUGAGGCAUUAAAAAAACAGGUGCAAUCCAUGAGCCUUAAAUCCCUCGAAGAUUCAUAUGGAUCUUUGAUACAGCGUGUCGAAGUUGAACUUCAAUUUCCUGAUCACAAGGUGGGGCCCCACAAAUUCGUCAUCGAACUCGCACCUAUAGAGGUUAUGCCGCAUUCUGUCGACGUUUUUCUCCGAAUGGUUUCGACUCACUUACUUGAUGGAUGCUCCUUUAUCCUAAACGCUUUGCAUGUGGUAAAGGCCGCCCCGCUUCCAUAUGACGGCAGUUCCGCUGCCGACAAGGCGAAGGCAUUUACCGAACACGGCUUGGAGAGCGUAGCUUUCCGUGAAUACAACGCAGACUACCCGCAUAAACAGUAUACGGUGGGUUUUGCCGCAGACGGCAGUCCGAGUUUUUACAUCAAUACAGAAGACAACAGUGAAAUUCACAUCGGAGAUCCAUGCUUCGGCAGGAUAGUUGAGGGUUUCGACACUAUCCGCAGAUUGGAAGCGAGUCCUACCCGUAACGGUAUCUGGUUUGAGAAAAGGAUAGGCAUCAAACGAGCUCGAAUCUUAUAG